ACCAAAACCGAGGCUAGAAAACGUACCGUGAAAAGGUCUCUGCAUAUCUACAACCGGACAGCCUCUGAAGUGGAAUUGAGACUUUAAGAUUCUGACGCGGUACGCCUCCUCUACAAGCGAAACAUUUGGGUAUGCGUCUCAGAAGAAGGAGGACAUUCUUGGCGGAUAUCUUAGUCUCACUCGCCAAUGCUCUAAUUUUAGGUAGAAACAAAACACUGCAAUGCCUUUCAACAUCUGAUUAUUAUCUCCUGGAGAGCUAUAAGUACCUGCUUCUCCAGCUGACACUAUUCUCAGUCGCUUUCUCCCUAGUCUCGUAGGAAGUCGACGACCAACUCAGUAACUUCAAACUCUUUGUUCACCAUGCGAGGCUUAGCCUUUUACCUUCUUUCCAUUUGUACUGUCUUGGUUUCUUCUACUCAAGUCAAAUUACACAAGACAACUGUGGUAGGAAGGGACGUUACAGGACUAAAACAAGACUUUUUCGGAGGUAUACCGUACGCGGAGCCACCCCUUGGGCCAUUGCGUUUGCAACCACCAGUGUUGAAACCAUAUCUUCAUGAGGAAACCUUUAAUGCAAGCGAUUUUGGAUUGUCCUGUCUCCAACCGGGAAUGUCUAGGGACCUUAUUUCAGAAGACUGCUUAACGAUAAAUGUUUUUCGUCCGAGUGGCGUGACUGAAGAAUCGUCUUUACCCGUGCUCUUCUGGGCGUAUGGUGGCGGCUUCCAAACAGGUUCUUCAUCUGCGUUCAACGGUAGUGCUAUCGUUGCUCAGAGCGUUCUAAGAGAAACAUCUGUCAUUUAUGUUAGUUUCAACUAUCGUCUUGGGCCCCUCGGCUUCCCCCAAGGGAAGGAAGCUGCGUCCCGAGGCAUACUGAAUCUCGCUAUCAAGGACGAACUUGCGGCACUGGAGUGGGUUCAGUUAAACAUUGGCGCGUUCGGAGGAGACAAGGACAAGGUGACGAUCUUCGGAGACAGCGCAGGUUCUAUCAUGACAUCCAUACUCUUUUUACAUCCGUUCAUUUCCAAGUUUGCUAGAGCAGCGAUAUUCCAGUCCGGGUCGGCUUCCACGUCCCUCACAUUCAACGCUCAAUGCCGAGAAGACUCCUGGACCAAUUUCGUUGAGGGCGUACCGGUCUGCAGCUCCUUCGUUGGAACGUCAUUUACAGUGGACUGCUUGCAGCAUGUGAACUCUUCAGAUGUUUAUGACGGGCUGUUGCAGGCCUUUGCAGAAGCAGACGAACAAUUCCCAUUCGAUCCUACACUCGAUGGUCCCCAUGGUCUUUACCCAGGUUUGCCUUCUGAGUUGCUUCCCCGUGGCCAGUUCGCCCGAUUACCUUUUAUCGCCGGUACAAACUUGGACGAAGGAACUGCGUUCUGCCCCCCGCAGUUGAACUACACCAACGAGUUGCUCGCAGAGAUCUUGAACGCAAAUUUCUCUCCGCCAGCGGUCCCUCCGCAAAUUAUAGACGAAUUGUUGGCAUUGUAUCCUGAUGAUCCCGCUGCCGGUUCUCCUUACAAUACGGGCGAGGAGACAUUUGGUCUAGCGCCUCUCUAUAAGAAAUGCGCCGCUUUGACUGGCGAUUUAACGUUUGAAUUCCAAAGACGCAACUGGAUUCAAACCACUACAAAUGCCGGCGUCAAAGCGUUUGGUUAUCGCUUUACAGAGCCUCUUUCCGUUGUCCCGCCGUAUCUCGGAGUUGCCCAUACCACCGAAAUCCCAUUCGUCUACGGCAGUGUGGAGGCUCUCGAUCAACCGCCUUCAGCAAAUGCGCUGAGCGUAGCGAUGAUUGACUACUGGGUGUCUUUUGCAACGUGUUUGGACCCUAACGACGGUCUUGGUUCAGAGCGUCCCCUGUGGCCUCAAUAUACACCGAAUCAACAGAUGCUGCUGCAAUUAAACGGCGAUAACCUGACCGCCAUACCCGACGAUUAUCACAAAGAGAAGAUUGAUUUCAUCAUUUCUCAAGGUGCCGUCUUCCGCCAUCGUCAUUGAUAGUGAUUGGCGCAAUGUACAACUACGAAUAUCGAUAUAAAACAGAUACCUAGAUGAGGCAUUGAAAUUUUUGAAGACUCAAUUCACUAUUUGUGUGAUCUUUGAU
Molecule: messenger RNA, 2098 nt
Organism: Desarmillaria tabescens
Lineage: Eukaryota; Fungi; Basidiomycota; Agaricomycetes; Agaricales; Physalacriaceae
Product: extracellular triacylglycerol lipase precursor
Exons: 13
Coding region: 361-1992 (543 amino acids)
Source: RefSeq, a predicted model, not a curated record